This is a messenger RNA of Blumeria graminis f. sp. triticale, 1686 nucleotides long. The record is from the annotation of a GenBank genome assembly. Lineage: Eukaryota; Fungi; Ascomycota; Leotiomycetes; Helotiales; Erysiphaceae.
AUGUCUGCAAUCCUUAGUACCGAUGAUCUGAACGAUUUUAUUUCUCCCGGCGUUGCUUGUAUCAAGCCUAUCGAAACAAUUCCAAGUAAUAACUCUACAACGGAUGAUUUUGAAGUCUCAUUCAACACAGACGCUACAGCCCCUCCCCCACCAGCUCAGAUAUCUCUCACCGACUGUCUUGCGUGUUCUGGCUGCGUUACUUCAGCCGAAGCUAUCCUUGUUUCCCUACAAUCUCAUGCAGAAGUUCUAGCUGCGCUUGACUCGGCACCGGCUCUUCAAAUUUCUCGGGAUGGAUUUGUAGAUAAUUUAGAUCAGGGUGGUCGAAUAUAUAUUGCUAGUGUGAGCCCUCAGAGUAGAGCAAGCAUAGCCGCAGCAUUUGGCGUCUCAAAUAGAGAAGCGGGAUUUAUGAUAGAACAACUAUUGAGUGGACCGAAUGGCAUUAAGAACAGAGCUGUUUACAGGAACUCCUUUCAUUGGGUUUUGGACACAAAUACGAUGAGAGAAGUUUGCUUAUUGCUUGGGGCCGACGAGGCUAUGGAGUCGACAUCUGUCGGAACUAUGUCGGACUCUAGAGGUCAUAAUUCAAAUGAAUCACUUAAGAAACCUAUUCUCACAUCAAUUUGUCCUGGUUGGGUAUGUUAUGCAGAGAAGACUCAUCCUUAUGUUUUGCCUCACUUAUCUCGACUCAAGUCUCCUCAGGCACUCACUGGAACUCUAGUAAAAACAGUCUUAAGUCGGAAGUUAAAUAUAUCACCGAACAGGAUCUGGCAUGUUGCUAUAAUGCCCUGUUUUGACAAGAAGUUAGAAGCCAGCAGAGAAGAGCUUACAGACGUGACAUGGGCUGGAUCAGGGGCUAUGGGAAUCCGUGAUGUGGACUCAGUAAUAACCAGCAAAGAAUUAUUGAUGCUUGCAGAAUCUAGGCAAAUUCAAUUCAGUAAUUUGCCCCGAUGCCCUAUAUCAUUCAUUCCUUUUCCCGACACAACAAUAAAUUCCUUCCUAUUCCCAAACAGCCCAAAGCAUUCGCCAUGCAACAGUCUACAAGAAGCCGGCACCUCGGGUGGGUAUUUAUUCUAUAUUUUAAACCGAUAUGCCUCAAAACACGAAGGUGCCACUAUUCACUCCUCUCGUGGUCGCAACAUCGAUGUCAUGGAGUUUUCUGUUAUUUCCUCAUCCGGUAAUGUUCUCUUCAGGGCUGCACGAUACUACGGCUUCCGGAACAUUCAAAAUCUCGUACGCCGGCUCAAACCGGCUGUUAUCAGGCGGCUCGAGCCAGCUCGUGCUGACACUCGCCCACGCAAGACCCCUACUCUCGCAUACGACUACGUUGAGGUCAUGGCUUGUCCAGGCGGAUGCACUAAUGGCGGUGGACAGAUCAAAGAAGAAGAUGCAAGAGUAUUUGUCUCUCAGCGAGAGCCACGAGCUUGGCUUGCUGCUGUUGACGAAGCUUACUUCUCUGCUGACGAGGGCUCAGACAUGUGUGGUGCUGAUUCACAAUGCUCAGCAAGUUCUGACGAGUCUUUCACUUAUAUCAAAAAUGUUCUUGCCCAUUGGAGCGCUACUACUAGUAUUAAUAUGCGAAAACUAGUCUACACAUCUUUUCGCGAAGUUUCGAGUGAUGUGGGCAAAGAGAGUGCAGAUUCUCAGCAAAUUACUUCUAUUGCUGGAAAAGCUUGUGGGGGUUGGUGA